AGAAGGCUUGUGUGAAAGUGACCGUCGAAGUGAAUAGUCCGCGGUACAUCGGGUAUUGCAAGUACUAGUGCGUGUGUUCAUUGAUUAAAUAUGAAGAGAACAAUAACAGUGUGGGGAUUGCUGAUGGAAUUGAUAUCAACCUCUGGAUUAUUCGUGGAUGGACAAAUUCCUGGAGUCCGAUCACCCCUGGUGAUUCCAGAGGACGUCUGGGCAGUGAUCCUGAAGCAAUCGGCAUUGCCAAAUUUUGGGGAACACCUGUCGCUGAAUUCGAAGGAUGUGAUUCCCGGACUGAGUGGUGAUAAGUUUGAAGAGGGAUUUGUAGACAAUCCUUUAUUGUCUGAAGGUGAAUUGGCACACCCACCAGAUUGGUCUGUUGAUAAGAAUGGGGGAAAACCACAUGUUGAAUGGAGACCUCAUGAUGAUAGAAAUUCAACGACAACGAGACCUAAACAAGAGAUCAUUGAUCCGAGGGGAAAUGCCACAAGUCAGACGAACGCAGGAUCUGAUGUCCCUGAUAAAAAUUUUAUCGACUGGGUGCUCAAUCCCUUCACAACCACAACGACGAAAGCCACACCAGUUGCGCCUGAGGAUUGUCCAGCAUGCCAGUGCGGCUUGUCGGCACCUCCAAAUCGAAUAGUCGGUGGUGCCGAGGCCCAAAUGGCUAAAUACCCGUGGGUCGUCUACCUGACGUACAACAAUAAAUUCUACUGUGCAGCAUCGAUAAUCAGUGAUCGUUAUGUGCUGACCGCAGCACAUUGCGUCGAUCGCUUCAACAAGAAUCAGAUGAGGGUAGUAGUCGGUGCUCACAACCGGAGUGAUACUUCGGAGACGAUGACGUAUCGAGUGGCGGAUAUUAUUAAGCAUGGGAGUUAUUCCACAGCAAACUACAACAAUGAUAUCGCCCUCAUCAAGAUAGAUGGGAGGAUAGUGUUUAAGGGGCCGAUGAGGCCCGUCUGUUUGUCGGACAGGGGACCGACAUACGCUGGAUGGCAAGGCAUAGUCACCGGUUGGGGUGCUACUGUCGAAUCCGGAAGCACUUCUAAUACUCUGCAGGAAGUGGCAGUGCCCAUCAUGACCAAUGCUGCUUGUCGGGCCACCAAAUACCCUGCAAGGAAAAUAACCGAGAAUAUGAUGUGCGCUGGGUAUCCCGAGGGGGGACAGGACUCGUGUCAAGGAGACAGUGGUGGCCCUCUCCACGUGCUCGAUGGCAAGACCUACAAAGUGGUGGGAAUAGUCUCGUGGGGCGAGGGUUGCGCCGCACCAGGAUAUCCUGGUGUUUACGCACGAGUCAAUCGAUACAUAACGUGGAUAGAGUUCAGAACCAAAGAUUCGUGUCGGUGUUUAAGCGACAAUUAAUUCAGAGGAUGUAAUUUGGAUCGAUGGUUGAUUGUGAUGGGCUUGUAAUUAAUGUACACAAUACUUUGAAAGCUCAACAGUUUUAUUUAUUUCGGUUUGUCAGUUCAGGCUGCUGUUUGAAGGCACAUUCUGGAGAUGAUACAUUUGAUUUAUUGUGCUGGUAUAGUGGAGUGAUUGAUUUUGUGAUUUAUU
Messenger RNA from Fopius arisanus, 1548 nucleotides. Its product is annotated as trypsin-1-like. The coding region runs from base 91 to 1356 and encodes 421 amino acids. Gene Ontology annotation, molecular function: serine-type endopeptidase activity. The record is from RefSeq and is a predicted model, not a curated record. NCBI's taxonomy places the organism in Eukaryota, Metazoa, Arthropoda, Insecta, Hymenoptera, Braconidae. Gene Ontology annotation, biological process: proteolysis. The transcript is spliced from 7 exons.